Porites lobata is the source of this 4707-nucleotide messenger RNA. Lineage: Eukaryota; Metazoa; Cnidaria; Anthozoa; Scleractinia; Poritidae. The record is from the annotation of a GenBank genome assembly.
AUGUUUCCUUUUCUGGCUUUUAUGGCGACUGCAACACUGUCACCCCUGGCCAGCUCUGUAGAGAAGACAAAUGGAAACAAGCUAAGCAGGCUUCUCAUCGAUGGCGGAACAACAGUGCUGAAGAAUAUUUUCGAUUCCCAUCACCCUCCUGCCAACUUGGCCGCUAAUCUUAGUUCCAAACAUAUUCAUUCCAUUCUUACUAAACUUCGGAAAAGAAACAUUCUGAAUGGUAGUCAAUGGGACAAACUGUUCCCACCACCAGGUGGAGGGACACCAAACUCUAUUAACUUUGAUAUCACUCUUCUGUUCCUCUUGCUAACUAACAUUUGCUGCCUAUCCCCUCCCCCCUCGGGCUCUUGGCACAAAAUGCCUCCCGUGAGUGACACCUCUACAGAGGCUAACCUUGCUCGCGUCAAGUACUAUCGAAACGUUCUCUAUGGUCAUGUGACAACAACUGGCAUUCAAACAUCAGUGUUCGAUGUGAAAUGGCGGGAAAUAAGUUCCGUUCUUGUUUCGCUUGGGUUUAGUCAGUGUGAGGUGGACAGGUUAAAGGGAGAGCCUUGUGGAGAGGACUAUGUCGGCGCCGUUACUGAAUGGAUGAAAGAUGACGAGGAGAUCCAAUUCCAGCUGAAAGAUCUACGUACAAAACAGCAGCAAGUGCUCCGAACCCAACAGGAAGAUCACAGAGCUCUUCACGAUACGCAUCAAAUAGUUGGAAAAGUGCAACAGACGCAAAUAGAAGCCAGUAAAUUACAACAGAAGGACCACAAAACUCUUCAAGAUACAUACCAAACCGUUAACAAAAUAGAACAGAUUCAAUUUGGGAAAAGCAAAUUGCAACAAGUGGACCACAGAACUCUUCAAGGUACACACCAAACGGUUGGCAGAGUGGAACAGACGCUUCAAGAUACACACCAGGCAGUUUGUAAUUUACAGCAGAUGCAAACAGAGGCAGUGAAAUUGCAACAGGAGGACCACAGAAUUCUUCAGGACACGCGCCAAGCAGUUGAAGGUGUAGAGCGGUCUAUGCAGAUGUUACAGGAAGUUCGGACAACCCAACAAGAAUCGCAGCAGCAGAUAAAGCGUGAGGCUGCAAAUGCUGAAGAAAGAGGCGAUAAAGCUGAAGAGGAUGAAGCUCUGAGAAAAUUAGCAAAAGUUAGCACCGAGAGCGUCAUCCAGUAUCACUCUGGGAAAUACCUGGAGGAAACGCGCCUGCUCAUCUUUGAGAAGAUCAGGUUGUGGCUAGACGACCUUACAUCUGAAAAUCGUGUGAUAGUAAUCAGUGGAGAUGCGGGAAUGGGCAAAUCAGUGAUCGCCGCUGUCGUUUGUCAGAGAAUGCAACACGCUGGUUGGCUCUCAGGAAGUCACUUUUGUCAGCACAACAAGGAACGUUACAGAAACCCGAAGGUGAUGCUGCAGUCGUUAGCUUGUCAGUUGUCUGAUGUUUUACCAGAAUACAAAAGUGAACUUGUGAAGAAACUUUCUAGAAACUUGGGUGUUGACAUGAACAGCCUAGAAGUUCAGGAAUUGUUCGAAUUUCUUUUCGAAGAGCCUUUAUGCAGCGUAGGAGACCCUGGGAGAAAUUUGCUGUUAGUUAUUGAUGGCCUGGAUGAAAGUGAAUACAAAGGCCGCAAUGAUCUGCUUGAUGUCGUAGCUAAUUAUUUUUGUAAACUUCCUGUUUGGUUCCGGUUUCUUGUUACCACUCGACCUGAAGUAAAUAUUGCAGAUCGUCUUAAAAAGUUUAAUCCUAUUCAGCUGGCGCAAGAUAACGAAGAAAACGUGAAAGACGUCAGACUCUUCCUUAAAAAACAGUUGAGCAGCGUUAUUCAAUCGGACUCUGAAGAUGUUGUUAUCGAUGCACUGGUCCGAAAGGCUGCAGGGCAUUUUUUAUAUGCUUAUUUGAUGGUCGAUUUUAUCAAGGAAAACGUUUCACUUCUCACUCCCGAAGAGUUAGGAAGAACCUUACCUUCAGGUGUAUCGUCUGUUUAUCAGUCCUACUUUGAACGUUUAGAGAGAGAAUUGGAAAUUGGUGAGGACCAGUUUUUAACUUUUCUAAGUGCUAUGGCGGCUGCAAGAGAACCGCUGCCUCGAGACUUUGUUUCUAAGAUGUUGCUUUCGGACUCAAAGUCACCAUCUGGUCCUCGGAAAGUAACAAAAGCUAUCGGCUCUAUCUCAGCCCUUCUACCUGUUCAUGAUGACUGUAUUGUGUUCUUUCACAAAUCAGUUAAGGACUGGUUGACAGACAGAACAACCUACGGGCAACACACCUUCUCUGUGGAUGAAAAGCAAGGUCAUGUCAUGCUCUCUCAGCUCUGUACUAAUGAACUGAAUAACGUGAAAAGAAAAGGCGUUCACGGAACAGAAUUCAGUGACACUACAAGGUACGCCCUACAGCAUGGUGUUUAUCAUAUGCUUGAGUCUGGAGACCUGGAACAGAGUACAAGAAGCUUUGAAGAAAUGGUUAACAACUAUGUCACCGACUUAGACAUUGUGUAUGCAAAGCUUUGUGUAAACAACACGGCAAGUUCUGAAGACAUUAUCCUUACUCAGAAACAAGAAGCUUAUCAGUUAUUGAGUAGUGAGAGCCGAAAAGCCCUUGGCACGUUGUUGUCUCUCUUACGAAAGUACCAUGGAAGACUUUCCACGCAUCGUAGUUUAAUAUUUCAAGUGAUAGUGAACGAGGGAGGGGACAUUUUGGCUGGUGAAGCGACGAAAAUUUUACAGAGUUGUGAAAUACCAUACAUGGAAUACUUGCAGAAGGAAGCUUUGAAGGAGUUGAAUAAGAUUCAGGCUGAGUUUCCCUGUAACUCCACGGUCGUUUGUUUUGAUAUUUCACCGAAGCUGGAGUUCAUGGUUUGCGAAUGUACUGAUGGGAUGAUUUACCUUUGGUCACUCAAAACGAGUGAGCAAAGGUGGAUACGGCCGGUUGAGGUCAAGAAAUUCUACCGUGAACCUUCUCUCGCCUUUAGAGUGGUCCCAAACUCAAAUGUAUACUCAUGUUAUCGCUCUGUUGUUUUUCACCCUACUGAGCCUGUUGUUCUUCCUGGAAUCCUUAGCCAUGCAUACUCGUUUGAAGGAAACCUCCAACCUUUGUUUCCUGGAAGCAACUGCAGAUUUUCUGUUUGUUCAGUUCAUGGGGACGAGAGCAAAAUUAUCACCGAUUUACCUGGCAAUGCUAAAUGCCUUGUCAUGUGGAAUCUAAAAAAUGGUGAAGAGAUCACUCGAACCAUCAGAAAUGAAGAUGUUUUGUCUUUUGCUUGGUCUCCAGAUGGAACGCUUCUGGCAAUUUCCCAUUUUUCGGGACUGGUAUGUUUGGUUGACGCAUUGAACUGCUUAGACACCACUCUCGCAGAAGUCGCCACCAAUCAACCUUGUGGAAUGAUAAAGUUUAUCCCUGACAUUCAAUUCCUUUUUUGUUUGUCUUGGCCUAUUAAACGAAUUGCAGAGACACGCAACUAUAGAGCGCAUCCCUUUCGUUUUCCCUUAAACGUCAGUAAGUUGCCUUGUGGUACCUUUUCCUUGAACGUUUUAGACAAUGAGCUUGUUCAGGAUCCAUGGAAUUACGAAUCAUCUAGCAAAGGUGGAUUCUUGAUGGGAGAUCCUUUGUUUUACAGGGUUUCCUUGUCCGUUUCAUCUAACUCGUUGCCAUUUGCAUUUGUAUUAAACAAACAAAGUGUAUUAAGGGUAGUUCGUGGUAAGAGGAAAAUUACAAUGCUUAAACAUGAAGAUUAUCUGAGGGACACCUGGCGUCCUGAUCUCUUUUCUCGUCCUUGUGCCAUUGCCUUCGCUUUAGAUGGAAAGACCAUUUAUGGUACCACUGAAGGGUAUAGAGGCUUACAAGUGGUAUCUUUGGAUGUGUCGAGUGGACAUCGUAAAGCAGAGAAAGUGAUAGGAACACGUAAUGUUUUACUUGUACCUGUGUCAGAAGGUGUCCUUUUGAAACAACGUGAACCUAGGGCGGAUGUUCAGCUAUGGAAUUUUGAGUUGUCACAACAAAUCCGAAGUUGGCCUAAUUUAAGCGAGGUUAGGGAUAUAAUGCCAUUUUCAGACCACUGUGUAGCGUGUCUGGGGAGAGAUUUUGAAGUAAGCAUCCUGGACACAUCAAAUGGAAACAUAGUGAAGACCAUCCCACUUUGUCACGAGGGUUUCCAGUCAACAUAUUGUCGGAGGGAUAAAAACACCAUAGUAUGCAACAGUAAAUAUCAGCUGCUAUCCACCUCUCGUGGCUCAGUUCAGCUGUCAGAUGGCAAAAAUGAACUAUGGAAGAGAACUCUGAAAUUUCCACAUUUUUUUCCACUUGACCUACCUGGGAUGUUUUCUCCAACAGAGGAGUUUGUCCUUGUCUCGUCUAUAAACCCUAGGUCGAAGAAGUUAGAAGUACUUGUGCUUGAAGCAUCUUCAGGAAAGUAUAUCCAGACGCUAUGCACCGUUGACAGAAUUCGUGGCUGUGCCUUUGUGAGUAAGACGGAAUGUGUUAUCGUCUGCGGUAAUACUUCAGAGAGUUAUUAUUGUCUUCUGUUGUUCAAUGUUAGCACUGGGGAUUUCCUAACUGUACUUGAUAUAGAUUUUCUACCGUCCCGGCCUCUGGCUUCCUGUCCACAAAAGGGUUUGAUCGCUAUUGGCCUUGAGGACUCCGAACGUAUAGGCCCAGUUAUACAAGUAAAACUACCGCGAGACAAAGUAAACCGGGAAGCAAAAGGUAAGUAA